Molecule: messenger RNA, 502 nt
Organism: Anoplophora glabripennis (Asian longhorned beetle)
Lineage: Eukaryota; Metazoa; Arthropoda; Insecta; Coleoptera; Cerambycidae
Gene: Taf10
Product: transcription initiation factor TFIID subunit 10
Exons: 3
Coding region: 21-401 (126 amino acids)
Biological process (GO): transcription initiation at RNA polymerase II promoter
Cellular component (GO): nucleus; transcription factor TFIID complex; SAGA complex
Molecular function (GO): RNA polymerase II general transcription initiation factor activity; promoter-specific chromatin binding
Source: RefSeq, a predicted model, not a curated record
UUGUUUUUAAUUAACAUAAAAUGAAUGACGAUGACAAAAUGAUUGAAGACGAACCUUUAACGUUGGGUCAGCCAUUGAGUGAUUUUCUUUUGCAGUUGGAGGAUUACACACCCACAAUUCCAGAUGCAGUAACAGCUUACUAUUUACGGGCCUCAGGUUUUGAACCAAGAGAUCCUAGACUGGUGCGAUUAAUAUCAAUAGCUGCACAAAAGUUUAUAUCUGAUAUUGCCAAUGAUGCACUUCAACACUGUAAAAUGAGGUCCACUAAUUCUUCAAGUCAUAGUAGUUCAAAGAGUAAACAGGGCACAAAGGACAGGAGGUACUGCCUUACAAUGGAGGAUUUAACACCAGCUUUGGCAGAGUUUGGUAUUACAAUAAAAAAACCGCACUACUAUGUUUGAAAUCGUGUUUAUCUUUAUGUGGAUUCAAUAAUUUAAAAUAUAGUGUUAUUAACUGACUCAAACUAAUUUGUUGGAAAGUAAAUAUAUUUGGAUUAUGAAUA